This is a messenger RNA of Trematosphaeria pertusa, 1724 nucleotides long. RefSeq names its product DNase I-like protein. NCBI's taxonomy places the organism in Eukaryota, Fungi, Ascomycota, Dothideomycetes, Pleosporales, Trematosphaeriaceae. The coding region runs from base 465 to 1403 and encodes 312 amino acids. Gene Ontology annotation, molecular function: single-stranded DNA binding; 5'-tyrosyl-DNA phosphodiesterase activity. Gene Ontology annotation, biological process: double-strand break repair. Gene Ontology annotation, cellular component: cytoplasm; PML body. The transcript has a single exon. The record is from RefSeq and is a predicted model, not a curated record.
UCUCGAAAUGCUGUCAGAUAAUCUCCCACCGUACCGUAAAGCUUUCACUUGCGCGCUAUGUCCUUGGGCAUAGAGGUUUCCGCAACAUUGUAAUUCCGAAACGGGCCGACGUGAGCAAAGUAUCAACCUUUCCGAGUGAGGCGGCAUGCAUCUCAAAAGUGGCAGCGAGAGCACACAAACUACCAGCUUGAUCAUGCAAGGGUGGACGAGAAUCCUGCACGUUUCUCUGCGGUACACAGGUUCGUGGUUGCCGCGGAACCCUACCGCCGAACGCUCCGCCUUGGGCCAACUUCUCUGGUCGAGCCACAGCUUUCAACCACAGAGUACGGUUCACCUGCUUUUAGUGGGAAGGGAACCCACGCUCUUGAAAAUUUACAUUCUCCAAAAGAAGAGGACACAGUAACCGUCCGUUGCUUACUGGUAAGUAGAAACGUCGCGCGCCCAAACCCCUGCAUUUCACCACGAUGCUCCUCCAGCUGCACGCCCAGAUUUCUUCAUGGUGGCAUGGGACUCCGCUACCGGCACGAACGCCUGCGAACAUCAAAUUCCAGAGAUGGAAUCACUACACCAACGGCCGAUGGAUCCCACUUGCGAGAAACACUCCUUCAACUGUUGCUCCGCAUCCUUCGCCCGGCAGACUAGAAGUCGUCACGUGGAACGUGGAUGCUGGCUCACCAUCUCCUGGACCUCGUAUUUCCGCUCUCCUGCAAACUAUCGAGGCCAUGGCGAAUGCCGAUGUUAUCUUUCUCCAAGACGUCAACAAGGCUGCGAUUGCCCAGCUACUAGCGCAUCCUUGGAUACAGCAGCAGUGGUAUUCAAGCGAAGCCGACGACUCCAAGUUCGGAAAGCAAUCAUUUGCUACCGUCACCCUGAUAUCGAAGAUCUGUCUAUUCAAUCACUCCAUCUCGCUCGGCCCGAUUUGGAGGGUUUCUCUGCCUAGUCGCUUCGAUAGAGAUGCCCUAUGUUGCGACUUGGUUUCCAACAAGACUCCCCAAACUAAAGGGCUUGCCCGGAUCCGUCUCAUCAACGUACAUCUCGACUCGUUACCCAUCAAUCCUUCACGACGACCGCAGCAGCUAUCCAUCAUUGCCUCUUACCUGCGCGCGGCCGGUCAUGGGCUUGUGGCUGGCGACUUCAAUCCGGUGCUCCCCGAGGACGAUGAAAUCGUUUCCGAUAAUGGUCUGGUCGACGCAUGGACCUAUCUUCGCCCGUCUGAUCCGGGAUUUACUUGGGGUGCCCGUGGCGACAAACCGUUUCCGCCGAAUCGCCUCGACAAAGUUGCGCUGCAUAACCUUACACCUUCCAAUAUCCGCAUCCUGCAGACGUCUUCAAUAAAACAUGACUGUACGGAUCUCGAGUUCAGCGAUCACCUUGGGCUUUCUUGUGUCUUCACCUGGAACUAGGUUGGGUAGAUGCUGUGACAGCGCGCAGAAGAAGGGGUCAAACGUGCUGGAGCGUUGUGUUGCCUGUUGGUGAGGAUAUGGGCAAUCUUUGAGGCGUGUAGGAUAAGGGAAGGUAGCUACGAGGCUGUCUCAGAUAGAGCCAAUUAGGUCAUGGUGCGAUACCUUCGCCCUUCUUUCGGCGCAAUACAUAUUGAAGCCAUUAGAUCACAGAAUGCUGGAUACGGGCAGAAGCAGGCGUGCAAACAUGUGGGUAGGCAUAUGAAUUUUCUUUUCAUAGACCACGGCGCUUCGCCGAAUCAUUGUACAUCAAGGAACCUGAAC